GUACAAUUACUAUAAUCUUCCACAGCCUUUCAGAAUAAGGAACCCAGCUUAGAAGCCAGGCAUCUACAGGAUGAAAGCUGCCUUUGUGCCUGGGCAGACCCUGUGUGCAAGUCGGACAUUAGGUAUACAGAAGUGAGUUCUUUACGUGGCGGGAGAAGAAGUCAAAGGAAAACUUCGAUGCUCAUCUCCUUUAAGAUCCUGCUGAUUUUUGCCUGCGUUGCUCUGUGGAAUAAACUGGAGCUGUCAGGGAGCCAGGAGCCGUGUGUUUGCACAUUCCCUAGUGUUUAAUGCAGCCCAUGCCUCUCCACAGAUUGUGUGGACAACACCACAGAACGACACAGAGCCUGCGACUCACCACAAGCGCAAGCCAAGAGGACAAUUCGGAGGGACUGCCGGAGAUUUGGGGGAGGCUUCCUGGACACUGAACGUGUACUAUGGGAGCAGCUCACGGGAAAAAGAAAGAAUAUUCUCUUCAGUCCACGUUUCCUAACGGAAGUGGGAAGCAUGUUGUCAACGGCUCAGCGUCUAUGUAUUCAGAAAUACAGAGGGAGCGUCCUGAGGUUAGGAAUUUCAUGUCUCACCCAGACUACAUAGAUGGAAAUCCGGAUCUCAUCAAACCUAAGAAGCUCCUAAAUCCUGUAAAAGCCUCGAAAAGCCACCAAGAGCUCCACAGAGAGCUGCUUAUGAACCACAAAAGAGGCUUGGGCGUGGAGAGCAAGCCAGAGCUCCAGCGAGUGCUUGAGCACCGACGCCGAAAUCAGCUGCUCCGGCAGAAAAAGGAAGAAGAAGAGGCAAAGAAAUUGCAGUCUCCAUUUGAACAAGAGCUCCUGAAGCGACAGCAGAGGCUGGAUCAGCUGGAGAGAGGACAAGAGAAGCAUGAAGAACAUGCACCAGAAUUUAUUAAAGUAAAAGAGAACUUGAGAAGAACAUCAACGCUAACUGGGGAAGAGAAAGUAGUGUAGCAUCUGCCAAACCUAAAUGGAGGAUCAUAUCAAGCUGGCGCUAAUACCUACACACUGACAGCUUUGUAUGUGGUGGACAUUUACAGCCAUGUCCUUGGGGCUACUUACUGUUACUAAUGCUUGCUCCAGUAGAAAUGCAUAAAAGGGCUUUCCCGUCCAGGACAGGGUAUUUAAAUGGUAAAGCUGCGGUACUUACCAGUAGAAGUACACACAUGAGGAGAUGUGGAAGCAGAUGAUGUCAUUCUCCCCUCAACUUGUGGGUUCAUGCUAACAUCCAUCCCUAUUAACUCUUGGUUAACCCCUUGAGAUACAGCGUAUGCUCAAGACAGAGGCAUUUAUGGAGUGACAGCUCUCCAACAGGUUUGGGAGACCCUCCUAAGUAAUCAUACCAGAUGAUCUCAGACCGGGUGGCUGCUGGUACUGAAAUCUACAGGAUAGCAACUGUAGCUUGGGAGGGCUUCCUGGAAACCUGCAGGUGACACCUUAAAGGGAUGAUCCUGCAUAUUGCUGGGAAUGGCCUGGGUGACGCGCAGGGACCAGCUGGGAGAGCUAUAGGGUGACUGUAAGAUUUAAGCCUUAGAGAAGCUGUGUGUCCUCGCAGUACUCCCAUGUUUAGCUGCUGUGAGAAACUCAAGUCCCAUAUCUGCGUGUUACUGAAUCAGCCUUGCCAAACAGGCUGGGACAGCUCUUUCCCGGGAUCGGUCCUGAAGUUACACUGAAAAUCUGUUAACGAACUAGGACGUAGCUACAUAGCAGGGAGCACGUUGGGCUGCACCACAGAGGCCACCCGGGUUUAAGGCUAAUGUUAGACACUUAAAGCAAAGACUGGGAGUUCUGAGCAUUAGUGUUAAUCAAACUGCACCCUGCGCAGCCAGAGAAGCUCAUACCGAGAGAGUCAGAGUGGCAGACACAUUGACUCUUCUCUCCAGAUUGUUGGGCUUUGGGUCCCCUCCCACCCGCUAGGCACCUGUUACUUGAACAGCUCUGAAAAGCGUGUUCCUGGUGCAUUACUUGACAGCUGGUGUAGGUGGGGUGGGGGGGUCAGUACAGAGCCCCUCAGACCUAGCAGCUGCUCGACUUAGUGCUACAGCAUAGCUGGGACCUGCACCAGUUUUUGUGACUGAGGAGCAAAUGUGGAUCACUGCAAAAUACUUGGUCAUGGCUCCUUUGUUAUCCUUCUCCCCUGGAGGCCUGUUAAGGGGAGAGCGGCCACGCUCAUUUGCCAUGAAUGCAGAGUAUCUUCUCGUGUUCAUGGUGGCAGAGGCCAGCGUGUGUUGCCAUGGAAGGUGGCGCCUUUGCAGUCAGAACUGCCGCACUCCUAACCAAACUUCAGCUCCCCCCAUGCCUGAACUUUGGGGAUGUUCCGAUCUGGAGCAAAAUCCUCUGGCUCGGGCGCAUCUUGGCUUCUUAUCGUUCACUGUGUCCCCGAU
Terrapene triunguis (Three-toed box turtle) is the source of this 2392-nucleotide messenger RNA. It is a transcript of the gene FAM107A, whose product is annotated as family with sequence similarity 107 member A. Bases 435 to 962 code for a protein of 175 amino acids. Gene Ontology annotation, cellular component: stress fiber; synapse; neuron projection. The record is from RefSeq and is a predicted model, not a curated record. Gene Ontology annotation, biological process: actin filament bundle assembly; actin filament polymerization; regulation of actin cytoskeleton organization. NCBI's taxonomy places the organism in Eukaryota, Metazoa, Chordata, Testudines, Emydidae. The transcript has 5 exons.